Messenger RNA from Lachancea sp. 'fantastica', 341 nucleotides. The record is from the annotation of a GenBank genome assembly. Lineage: Eukaryota; Fungi; Ascomycota; Saccharomycetes; Saccharomycetales; Saccharomycetaceae.
AUGGAAAGCAAAAUACAAAAGACUGCUCUCCUACUAGGCGCCGGAAGUGGUAUACUUCCAUGUCCGACUUAUUUGUGGCAUCCUGAAAACCCCAGGACACUACGAGAGGCAACUUGCCUAACGCAAGCAAAACUCCAUCCGAUAUUAUCUUCACAAAGCAUUUGGACGAGUUUUUUAGUAAGUCUCUAAACCAGUUCAACGUUACUUACUUUGCCGAUGACUCUGACACCGGCGUUGAGGCAACUCAGAAACUCAUAAUAAAAGAACGCUUGAUGAACAGCGACCAAUCGCAGAGUAGUCGAGUUCUAAUCUGUAGCCCUCCCCAGUUAGUUCAGCUGUAA